UGACUCAAAUCACUCCAUGAUUCAUUUUCACUCUCUUCACUAUCACACAACACAGCACUCAUUGCUGUUGCGUGUGUAACUUCCUUCAACCACCGCCAUGCCAAUCACCAGCCACCACAACCACCUCCACACCCCUCUCCGUCAACCCGCCUCCACUACCUCCUCCUCCUUCACCUCCAAGAUCCUCCUCCUCCUCACUCUCCUCCCUGUCUCCCUCGCUACCAUUGCUUUCAUCCUUCAAUGGCGUGGUGGUAUCACCGAUCCAGCGACCCUUUUGUCACCUCAUGGCGCUCAUAACUUCCCUGGCAUGGAUUCUUCUCCUCUUUCACCUCUUACUCAUACUACUCAUUCUUCUGAUUGUCUUAACCUUGGUCGUUCUUCUUCUCCUUCUUUUCCUUAUUACCAUAAUUGGAAACUUGAUUUUGGUGACUCACUUACUCCAAAGAUUUGUGUCACAAGUAGUACCUCAGCAGGGCUCGAGCAGAUUCUUCCCUGGAUGUUUUAUCACAAAGUCAUUGGAGUGACAAACUUUUUUCUCUUUGUGGAGGGGAAGGCUGCUACUCCUGAAGUAUCAAAGGUCUUGGAAUCAAUUCCUGGUGUAAAGGUUAUAUAUAGAACAAGUCAGCUGGAAGAACAACAAGCUAAGAGCCGUAUUUGGAACGAGACAUGGCUGGCAAGCUUCUUUUACAAGCCAUGCAAUUACGAACUUUUUGUAAAGCAAUCCCUCAAUAUGGAGAUGGCUAUUGUUAUGGCAAGGGAUUCUGGUAUGGACUGGAUUCUUCAUCUUGAUACAGAUGAAUUAAUACACCCGGCUGGUGCUCGGGAGUACUCUUUAAGGCAGUUGCUUCUUGAUGUUCCAGGAAAUGUUGAUAUGGUCAUAUUUCCGAACUAUGAGAGCAGUGUUGAGCGAGAUGAUAUCAAAGAACCAUUUAGUGAGGUGACGAUGUUCAAGAAGAAUUAUGAUCAUCUUCCAAAGGAUACAUACUUUGGCAUGUACAAAGAUUCUGUGCGCGGCAAUCCAAACUAUUUCCUGACUUAUGGAAACGGAAAAUCAGUUGCACGGGUACAAGAUCACCUUCGGCCUAAUGGUGCACACAGAUGGCAUAAUUAUAUGAAAACCCCGAAUGAAAUCAAAUUGGAAGAGGCUGCUGUUUUACAUUACACAUACGCCAAAUUCUCAGAUUUAACUUCUAGACGUGAUCGUUGUGGUUGCAAACCUACAAAAGAAGAUGUCAAAAGAUGCUUCAUGUUGGAAUUUGACAGAUCAGCAUUCAUCAUUGCUUCAACUGCAACUGAAGAAGAAAUGUUGAAGUGGUAUAAUGAGCAUGUUGUGUGGGGUGAUAAAGAGGUGAAGAUUAAACUGUUGAGAAAAGGGAUAUUGACUCGCAUAUACACUCCCAUGGUCAUAAUACAAAGUUUGAGGGAAUCUGGAGUAUUCAGUUCUGUCAUUGCAUCAGCCCCAUCACUUUCCAAAGAAAAGUUUUUGCAUUCAAUUGACAGUAGCAAUUCAACAAGAGCUAUCGCCUCUUUAUCUCUCCCAUCUAGAAAGGUUGGAAGAACCAAAGAAUCUCAAGCUACUGCAAGGAAGGUUUUGGAUCUUGAAUCUUCUGUAUUUCAAGAACUGGCUGUACCGCCGCAGUCUCCACCAGGAGUAGUAGAAGAUAGUAACCUCAUUUCACAUUCAUGAUCAGUUUCAAAACCACCUUUUCUUUACUUUCCAUAGGUUGAUAUGCCAUAUCUUGUUUUUGUCAUUUUUUCUGUAUAGAAUGCUACUAAUGUGAAUUCUAUUUUAUGUAAUUUUCACAAUAUGAAGAUAUUCAACAAACAAACAUGAUAUGCUAUAUUAGUGAGUGUAAAUUAAUAGUUGCUUCAUGUAAUAAAAUACAUUUUUUUCUUAGGCAUAA
Molecule: messenger RNA, 1904 nt
Organism: Medicago truncatula (barrel medic)
Lineage: Eukaryota; Viridiplantae; Streptophyta; Magnoliopsida; Fabales; Fabaceae
Product: glycosyltransferase-like KOBITO 1
Exons: 11
Coding region: 98-1687 (529 amino acids)
Biological process (GO): response to abscisic acid; cellulose biosynthetic process
Source: RefSeq, a predicted model, not a curated record